CUCAGGCGCCGUGAAGGAGCAAGGGCCUCGUGCAUCAGCAGAAACGUUCGUUGUUCGGUCCGGUUCUGUGGCCUCGUUCCUGGUGAUUUGUGGUUAAUACGUCUAUUGCAGGUCGUGAUCGUAAGUUUUCUGUGGGACAGGUCUUUCAGGUGGAAAAUCCAUUGAGCCUGACAUUGAGUCAAGAUGGCAGCAGGACCAAUAUCAGAAAGAAACCAGGAUGCCACCAUCUACUGCGGCGGCCUGGACGAGAAGGUGUCGGAAGCCAUCCUCUGGGAGCUGUUUGUCCAGGCCGGGCCCGUCGUGAACGUGCACAUGCCCAAGGAUCGUGUGACGAUGAACCACCAGGGCUACGGCUUCGUCGAGUUCAUGGGCGAAGACGACGCCGAUUACGCCAUCAAAAUCAUGAACAUGAUAAAGCUGUACGGCAAGCCGAUACGCGUCAACAAGGCGUCAGCCCACCAAAAGAACCUGGACGUCGGGGCUAACAUCUUCAUCGGCAACCUGGACCCGGAGGUGGACGAGAAGCUACUGUACGACACGUUCUCGGCCUUCGGCGUCAUCCUGCAAACGCCCAAGAUCAUGCGGGACCCAGACACGGGCAACAGCAAGGGCUUCGCCUUCAUCAACUACGCCAGCUUCGAGGCGUCCGACGCGGCCAUCGACGCCAUGAACGGCCAGUACCUGUGCAACCGGGCCAUCUCCAUAUCGUACGCCUUCAAGAAGGACUCAAAGGGUGAGCGGCACGGCUCGGCGGCCGAGCGCCUGUUGGCCGCGCAGAACCCGCUCUCGCAGGCCGACCGGCCGCACCAGCUGUUCGCCGACGCGCCGCCGCCGCCGUCGGGCACGUCACUGCCACCGCCGCCGGCGCCGCCGCCCAUGCCGAGCGCGCCGCCGCCGCCGGUGGGCCUGCCGCCACCGCUGCCCCACUUCAGCGGGCCGCCACCGAUGCCGCCACCGGGCCCGCCGCCGGGUCCGCUGCCCGGCCAGCCGCCGCUGCCCAGCCAGCCGCCGCCG
This is a messenger RNA of Pollicipes pollicipes, 1014 nucleotides long. Its product is annotated as splicing factor 3B subunit 4. Gene Ontology annotation, molecular function: RNA binding. Lineage: Eukaryota; Metazoa; Arthropoda; Thecostraca; Pollicipedomorpha; Pollicipedidae. The record is from RefSeq and is a predicted model, not a curated record. The transcript has 7 exons. Gene Ontology annotation, cellular component: precatalytic spliceosome; U2 snRNP; nucleolus. The annotation marks the transcript as partial. Gene Ontology annotation, biological process: positive regulation of mRNA splicing, via spliceosome.